CCAGUGCUAUAACCUAAAAAAUGCAAGGACGUGGGUACACACUUAAUCAUGUUGAUCUGUCAGUUUGAGAUUGAUCUCGUUGCGUAGUUAUAUUGAUGAAAGUACGGAUUGAAGAUGUCUGGCUCCACAAAGUAUCACCUACCUGUCUCAUCAACAGCUCAUCCCUCUGUACGAGAAUGUAUACUGAACAAAUGGGGAUGUGUGGUGGUUGUUGCAACUAUGCUUUAUAAUUUCUUGCUGAAUGGACUCUUGUUUAACUACAACCUACUGUUUGUCGCAUUUCAGGAAGAAUUCGAAAGCAGCGCCACAUUAACAGGUUGGAUUGGCUCUCUACCUCUCGGUAUCUCCCUCAUGGUCGCCCCGUUCAUCAAACUAGCUUCGGAAAGAUUCGGCUAUAGAUCGGUUUCAAUCGCUGGCGUUGUUUCGACUUCGGCGGGCGUUUUAGUGACGUCAUUUUUGCCUCGUCUCCUACCGAUGUUUGGAACUUUUGGUGUUAUGAAUGGAAUAGGAGCAGGGCUUUUCACAGUUUGUGCUUUUGAUCUGAUAGUCUUGUAUUUUCCUGAGAGGAAUACAAUUACAGCUGUGGCAUUAGCCUCUACAGGUUCUACAGCAGGAAUGCUGGUCUUCUCGCAAAUUAUGGCUCUCCUCAUAACAAGGUUUGGUUGGAGGGUCACACUACGAAUCAUGGCAGCACUUCAUUUUGGCAUUGGUUUUCCCAGUGUCCUAACGUUUUCUGUCCCCAAACAUCCCCGCAGUAAGAAAGAAAAUAAUAACACAUUUAUGAAACUCGAACCAACGGGUGAUUCUUCCAGUGAUAAACCACUAUUACAUGAAAAAUCUAGAGAAGAAAAUGUCAAUUCUCCGGACAAGGCAAGUGACGCAUGUCAAGUAGACAGCAGAGAAUUGGCGACCGACGUCGAAGUUCGUAGAACAGAGGAAAGACUCCACGACGAUGGAGUUGAGAGAUGUUUCCUGACCGAUGAACAAACGUCUGGUCGUGGUUCGAAGAAUUCUGAAGAUAGUGAAGAAAACCCAGAGUUGGAUAGGAAUGCUUUGUCUCGAACUGCUUCUACCACACCCAAGGCAGUGGAAAUGAUCCCCGCAAUCAACUCUUCGAAUAGGAACACCCUCACUCAAGAUACACGGGAUAAGAUGACCGAGCUACGGAAUGAUUACACCGUGACAUCGAUGACCGAUUGUAAUGAUGACUGUGAUGAAUAUGAAAUUUCUCCUUUCACAGUGAAAGAUAAUGAUGGCAUAAAGGCACUUUCAGAGUUAACCAAAGACAAGGAUCGGAGUAUGCUUUGGAGGAUUGGAAAGGCUUUGACCUUCCCUGACCUAUGGAUGGCCUCUCUUUCAUAUAUCCUAAUUGGAAUAGGAAGUUGUUUCUUUUAUGUCAAUGUGAUCAGUUAUUUGAUGUCUGUUGGGUUUGAUGAACAGAUAGGAGUGCAGUUUGUGUCUUUCAUGGCCUUGUCUAGUCUUGUGGGUAAAGUUUUGUUGGUCGUGAUUGGAGAGUAUGUACCAUUCCCGAGAAUCUACCUAGAGGUCAUCUCUAAUCUCAUCUGUAUCAUCGCCCUAAUCUCGUUUAUGUUUGUAACGAGUGUCAUACCUCUAAUGUGCAUCGCAAUAGCUGUUGGAAUAGCCAUAGCGAUUGAUAACGUGGUCGUUUUCAGUCUUGCCCCUGAUCUAUUUGGAAAAGAGAAGGCAUUGGAAACAUCCGCAGUACUGUACCUCAGCUACGGCUCCGGAUUCCUACUUGGGUCUCUUGUUGGUCAGAGCAUCGAUCAAACAGGUUCGUAUGAGAGCGCCCUACUUGCUUUCGUCGGUGUAUUUGCUACAUCUGGGGUCCUGCUGCUGCUUACGCCUCUUUACCAACGUUACUUCGCACCUGAGCGAUUUGUUACCUUCAUUAUUCACCGGCGAAAGAUGGAGGCAAGAAAGAAGAGGAGUACAUCCACCAAAGGUGAUAACAAAAACGAACAAAAUCUCGAGAAAGAAAAAAAGCACUCUCCUACCUUAUAAAGCCGAUACCCCGAACAUCAUGAUCAUCCACCAUUCCGGGCCACCAUUCCAUGAUAUUCACUUGAUUCUUAAGAGAGCUAACUUGUGUAACGCUGUCGAUUUCAUAUGGGCACAGUUAUAGGGCAUAAGAUUUGAGUAGACUUUGAGUAGACUUUUUAACGAUUCCGUCAAGGCUGGCAACUUUCAUAAAACCAUGAAAACUGUCCCCUCGGGUUGUCGAUCGUAUGUAAAACUCACAAAAAGUUUGGAAAUCUGACUUUGAUCGAUAAUCCCUCCUCGGUUUUAGUGAAUAUUAAUGUGUAAUUGAUACCACGAAUAAAGCAUUUAAUUGUCUUUAAAAUGAUACCCUACAUGUACAUGGUAUGAUUAUGGUUCACACCGAGGGGCAGUGCCUUGAAAUGUGGGGGCACCGCCUUUAUUCAAAAGUUGCCAAAUGAAAGUCUCUGUUCUUUUUUUCCUUGGAUGAUGAGUGAGUUUCUCAGCGGUUUCUUUUGUUUUCAUACACCUAAACAUCAACAUUAACGUGGAAUCAAACACCCCUCUGCACAAGCAAACACAUAACAAACAAACAUGCAUGGGUAUUUUAAACCACAACUCAAACCAUGUUCUCACAGAACCAUCACUACAUAAACCACAACACAUCAAAAAUGAAGAAGAAGGGGUCUCUAUUGACAAAAG
This is a messenger RNA of Lytechinus variegatus (green sea urchin), 2700 nucleotides long. RefSeq lists its product as uncharacterized. Bases 115 to 2022 code for a protein of 635 amino acids. NCBI's taxonomy places the organism in Eukaryota, Metazoa, Echinodermata, Echinoidea, Temnopleuroida, Toxopneustidae. The transcript is spliced from 6 exons. Gene Ontology annotation, molecular function: transmembrane transporter activity. The record is from RefSeq and is a predicted model, not a curated record. Gene Ontology annotation, biological process: transmembrane transport.